CAGGGGGCGCGGGCGGCAGCCGCAGUCCUCCGGGCCACACAUGGGGAUGCACCUGGGCCUGCCAGGUCCCUGGAGGGCCAGGCCGCAGCGAGGGGAGCGGAGGGUGGCCCCUCCACAAGCUGAGGAGAGUCCUGGGUGGCACCUCCUGCCCCAAGCCGGCCCUAGACGUGGCCCAGGUGCCCAUUACGCGUGUGUCAUCAUGGUGCACAGGGAGGGUUUUAGGGGAGGAAGGAACAAGAGGGCUCUGGACGCGGGCACUGCCGUGAGGAGCAGGGUAAGAGGCAGGAGCCCCCAUCCAGGAGCGAGGCCUGGCCUGGCCCGGGUUGCCCCUGGGGUCUGAUGCUGGGAAGGUGGCAGAGAACAAGGCUGGCCAGCGGGGCCUGAAGCCCCCAGGCCCCGGGAGGACCUGGGAGCAGCUUGAGCCCAGGGGAGGACAGGAGGGGCCGUGAAUGCCCCCACCUGGCCCUGGUGGCUUGGGCCUGUCAGGACUGAAUAGCAGGCAGCUGUGGUCAGCAGGGGGAUGCAAACCAUGGGGGGUGGUGCCCCUUCCUGAAGGAGACCCCAGGCCCCUGGCUGCCCGACACAGACAGAGCGAGACACAGAGGGACGGGCACGGGCUGGCCAGCAGGUGGCCAGACACAGACCUGCCUGCGGGAGGACCGUCCGGGGGCACGGGUCUUCCCAGAGGCCCCUGCCUGGCCAGAACGGCUGCUGAAAGGUGCUUGGCGUGGAGGGAAGGGAAGAGGCCCCCGUGUGUCGCAUGCCCGACGCCCUGCCCCCCGCAGGUGUGCGAGGCCCCCCACAGCAGGAGCCCACGGCGCCACUGGAGCCUCAGCAUCGAGGAGCGCCGGCAGCUGGCCCUGCUAGGCAGCGGCGAGACGCAGGAAUCCGGCCUGGCGGACGUCCAGAAGCUGGUGGCCCGGCUGGUGGCCCAGGACGUGGGCCAGGACCUGCUCCUCCCCCACCCGCUCGGGCCCGGCAGGCCCAGCAACGCCUUCCGCGCCUUCCUGGCCCGCAGCGCGCCCUUCUGGCACAAGAUGACCACGGAGGCCCUGCCGCCUCCACCCUCCUACAUGUGUCUCCAGUGCCUUUCCUUGGGGUGCCGGGGGGACCCCAGGCCCAGGCUCCUGCCCCUUCUCAGGCCCCGGCAGGGCCGGCCCGCAGGUGCAAACACAGACUACGUCUACUUCGAGAACUCCUCCAGCAACCCAUACCUGAUCCGCCGGAUUGAGGAGCUGAACAAGACAGCCAACGGGAACGUGGAGGCCAAGGUGGUGUGCUUCUACCGGCGCCGGGACAUCUCCAGCUCCCUCAUCGCGCUGGCCGACAAGCACGCCACCCUGUCAGUCUGCUGCAAGACCGGACCCGGGGCCGACACCGGUGAGGAAGGCGAGACAGAGGAGGAGAUGGAGAAUCCCGAGAUGGUGGACCUGCCCGAAAAGCUCCGGCACCAGCUGCGGCACCGGGAGCUGUUUCUCUCCCGGCAGCUGGAGUCACUGCCAGCCACCCACAUCAGGGGGAAGUGCAGUGUCACCCUGCUCAAUGAGACCGAGUCCCUCAAGUCCUACCUGGAGCGGGAGGACUUCUUCUUCUACUCCCUGGUCUACGACCCCCAGCAGAAGACCCUCCUGGCGGAUAAAGGAGAGAUCCGCGUGGGGAGCCGGUACCAGGCGGACAUCACCGACCUGCUGAAAGAAGGUGAGGAGGACGGCCGCGACCAGGCCACGCUGGAGACCAAGGUGUGGGAGGCGCACAACCCGUUAGUGGACAAGCAGAUCGACCAGUUCCUGGUGGUGGCCCGCUCCGUGGGCACCUUCGCACGGGCCCUGGACUGCAGCAGCUCCGUCCGCCAGCCCAGCCUACACAUGAGUGCCGCAGCCGCCUCCCGUGACAUCACCCUGUUCCACGCCAUGGACACUCUGCAUAAGAGCGUGUACGACGUGGCCAGGGCCAUCUCGGCGCUGGUGCCGCAGGGCGGGCCAGUGCUCUGCAGGGACGAGAUGGAGGAGUGGUCGGCCUCGGAGGCCAGCCUGUUCGAGGAGGCCCUGGAGAAGUACGGCAAGGACUUCACGGACAUCCAGCAGGACUUUCUGCCCUGGAAGUCGCUCACCAGCAUCAUCGAGUACUACUACAUGUGGAAGACCACCGACAGAUACGUGCAGCAGAAACGCUUGAAAGCGGCCGAGGCGGAGAGCAAGCUCAAGCAGGUGUACAUCCCCAACUAUAACAAGCCGAACCCGAACCAGAUCAGCGUGAGCAGUGUCAAGGCCGGCGUGGUGAACGGCGCGGGGGCGCCCGGCCAGAGCCCCGGGGCCGGCCGGGCCUGCGAGAGCUGCUACACCACCCAGUCUUACCAGUGGUAUUCUUGGGGUCCCCCUAACAUGCAGUGUCGUCUCUGCGCGUCUUGUUGGACGUAUUGGAAGAAAUAUGGUGGCUUGAAAAUGCCAACCCGGUUAGAUGGGGAGCGGCCCGGGCCCAACCGCAGCAACAUGAGCCCGCACGGCCUCCCGGCCCGGAGCAGCGGGAGCCCCAAGUUCGCCAUGAAGACGCGGCAGGCCUUCUACCUGCACACCACCAAGCUCACGCGCAUCGCCCGGCGCCUGUGCAGGGAGAUCCUGCGCCCCUGGAGGGCCGCCCGGCACCCCUACCUGCCCAUCAACAGCGCCGCCAUCAAGGCCGAGUGCGCGGCCCGCCUGCCCGAGGCCUCGCAGAGCCCCCUGGUGCUGAAGCAGGCGGCGCGGAAGCCGCUGGAGGCCGUGCUGCGCUACCUCGAGACGCACCCCCGCCCCCCCAAGCCCGACCCAGUGAGGAGCGUGUCCGGGGUGCUCGGCGCCCUGACGCCCGCCAAGUCGGCCCCCGUCAUCAACAGCGGCUCGCCCACCAUCCUGGGCAAGAGGGGCUACGAGCAGCACAACGGGGUGGACGGCUCCGUGAAGAAGCGCCUCUUGAUGCCCAGUAGGGGGCUGGCGAACCACGGACAGACCAGGCACAUGGGCCCGCACCGGAACCUGCUGCCCAACGGGAAGCCCUACCCCGCCAAGGUGCGCCUGGUGCGCGGCGGCUCCCUGCCCCCCGUCAAGCGGCGGCGUAUGAACUGGAUCGACGCCCCGGACGACGUCUUCUACAUGGCCACUGAGGAGACCAGGAAGGUCCGCAAGCUGCUCUCGUCCUCGGAGACCAAGCGCGCGGCGCGCCGGCCCUACAAGCCCGUAGCCCUGCGCCAGAGCCAGGCCCUGCCGCUGCCCCUGCGGCCGCCUGCGCCCGCACCAGUCAACGACGAGCCCAUCGUGAUCGAGGACUAGCCGCUGGCCGCUGCUGGCCCCGGCCCUCCCGGCCUGGCCCGGACCCGCCCCCACCCUGCCCUGGCC
This is a messenger RNA of Talpa occidentalis (Iberian mole), 3368 nucleotides long. Its product is annotated as metastasis-associated protein MTA1. Bases 450 to 3302 code for a protein of 950 amino acids. Gene Ontology annotation, cellular component: NuRD complex; nucleoplasm. Gene Ontology annotation, biological process: negative regulation of transcription by RNA polymerase II; double-strand break repair; response to ionizing radiation. The transcript is spliced from 22 exons. Gene Ontology annotation, molecular function: histone deacetylase binding; chromatin binding; transcription corepressor activity. The record is from RefSeq and is a predicted model, not a curated record. Lineage: Eukaryota; Metazoa; Chordata; Mammalia; Eulipotyphla; Talpidae.